Molecule: messenger RNA, 2458 nt
Organism: Cynoglossus semilaevis (tongue sole)
Lineage: Eukaryota; Metazoa; Chordata; Actinopteri; Pleuronectiformes; Cynoglossidae
Gene: dusp14
Product: dual specificity phosphatase 14
Exons: 2
Coding region: 353-994 (213 amino acids)
Biological process (GO): protein dephosphorylation
Cellular component (GO): cytoplasm
Molecular function (GO): MAP kinase tyrosine/serine/threonine phosphatase activity
Source: RefSeq, a predicted model, not a curated record
UUCGACACUGAUCGCCUCUCAUACACUAUGCACACAUCAUCGCUCUCACACGCAGCUGGACGAAGUCAUCCAUUGCUCCUUUUUCUUAUUGCAUUUGCCGUGAUGUCGUUGAGCUCUGUGGUCCGCCCGUCUCCUCUCGACCUUUAUUCUUCCUCCUAGCCGUCUGCACUGACUGACUAACCGGACCGUAGGUGGAUGUUGACGGUAGCUUUGAGCAGCGAAUCUGUGGCCGCCCACCACUGCGCUGACGGCGGUGUGAAUAAGAGGUGCUGCAGCCUGGUUCCUUUUCACUCUGAUGACUCUAAGCUGCUGAUUCAUUUCAUGUCCUUCCUGAUGCCUACAUGAUCUAUUGAUGGGGUCCCGCAGCCAAAGCUUCCUCCACCACCACCACCACAGUCUCCACCACCAGCGUAGCUCCAUGGUACCCACCUCAGUACCAAGGCUUCUACCUGAGAAUGGCAGCCUGCUGGGGGGCAUUGCUCAAAUUACACCCAGCCUCUUCCUCAGCAGAGGAAAUGUUGCCUCAAACCGCAGCCUGCUGCUGUCCAAAGGAAUCACCUGUGUCGUCAACGCCACCAUCGAGCUCCCAAACUUCAACUGGCCUCACAUGGAGUACAUGAAGGUCCCGUUGGCAGACAUGCCCCACUCCCCGAUCUCCCUGUACUUCGACAGCGUGGCCGAUAAGAUCCAUAGUGUGGGCCGUAAAAGAGGGGCCGUGCUGGUGCACUGCGCGGCUGGUGUGAGCAGAUCAGCCUCCCUGUGCUUAGCGUACCUCAUGAAAUACCACCGCGUGUCUUUGGCCGAGGCUCACUCCUGGGUCAAAUCCCGUCGGCCGGUCAUCAGACCCAACAGUGGCUUCUGGCGCCAGCUCAUUGACUAUGAGAGAAAGCUUUUUGGUAGAACCUCUGUUCGAAUGGUGCAGACACCAUAUGGCAUCAUACCCGAUGUGUAUGAGAAGGACCGCAGGAAUCUGGCUCCUUACUGGGGCCUAUAAAAGAUGAUCUACUAACAUCUGGGCAUGAGUCCUGUGCUCGUUCUAGACAGUUUCUGUUUUUGAGCGGAGAUAUAGGAAUAGAUUAUUAAACAAAUACUGGAGGGAGUAAAUUCCAAACACGGGCCGAUGAUGGAUGAGGGAACUGCUCCUACUGAACACUAAAGAGGACACGACCACAAGACCACAGUCCUUUGGACUAAAGGAUGUCCAAGUUAGAAUUAGAGAAGUUAUUCAGAACUUGUACUUAAUCAGAAUCAGUUCAAUAUUUAGUCAAAACCGUAUCAUUAUGCUCCUUUACAUAAUGAUAAAUUACAGUUGCUACUGUAUAAGAUGUCCAUCAGUUAGACACAGGUGUAAAGACUACAUUUAGCUUGUACACAAAAUACAGAUGAACCAGUCACACCAGUGGACGAGUACUAAAAAGUAAGUUCCUAAAUUAUUCACUUGUAGCUGGUCCCAGGGAAAAUGUUGGUAGAAACCAGGUGCAUUUCAUCCAUGUCAAAUUCAACACUGAAUACAUAUAACAUAUAAACAGACAACACUUAGUAGGAGAAAUUGAUUGAUGCUCACAUUUAGGUGAAGGUCUGUAGGUCCUUACUUGAGAUACUGACUCUCAGAAUGAAAAGGCUCCACCUGUUGGAGGGAUCAGAUAUAUCACAAGAUUAUCCAUGUUGUUAUUUAUAAACAGCCCAGUACCUGGAGCUUAAAAAUCCAAUCUCAACACCCAGCAUGCAUUCGCUGAGGCUUCAACUCCAGGUCAGAUGCCAGGUUUUAGCCAGACCAGCCCCUAUGAGCACAGGGCAGUCAGUAGGUCUACGGCAGUCACAGUUGUCAAACAGACUGCAGCAGAGUGCUGAGUGAAUAACAUUGUUCAAAACAAACAAAAGUUUUGACAGUAGCUCGACGUGAUGACCAGUGUUAACCUACUCUUUGAAGCAAAAGUGAGUUGAGUUAUAUAUUGAUUGGCAUUUUUACAUAUUAAUAAUUAAAGGAAUGAAAUGAAUAAUUAGUCACAAAUAAAAACAGGUGUUAACCAUAUAGGUAUAACUGCUGUUUUUCCAGUGAACUACAGAAAUUCUUUAACAUUUAAGAACCAUCUCAGUUAAUCCAUAUUAAUCCAGAUUCAUCUACAGAACUACAGUACGGAAGACCUUCUGUUAACGCCUUGGUGUCAAGUUAUUUAUGGCUGAGCUGACUGACCGACUGGUUGUCUGUCUGUUUGGCUCACAAAUUGGCUGUCUGACUGAUUGACUGACUGACUUCUCCACUGCCUGCUGCUGCUUGAAGAACAGGCAGAGGCCAUUCAGAAAAAAAAGCAAGAUGGAAAUGUCAUCGGGACAUUAUUUGUUUGCGUGCGUGUUUCUGUGUGUGCGGUGGUAAGACUGUCAAUAUGAACAAGAAUUGAUUUUCUGAGUGUCUGUCCACAGUAAGUGUUGAUAAAAAGCAGACAGUCGUACCUGUGUC